UAUAAUAACUUUAUUUUUUUCUCUCAACCAAACGCAUGUCAAUGGAUAUGUUAUCAAGAAGAAGGAUUUAGGGUAAUAACGAACAUAAAAGUUUCCUAAAAAAAAGAAAAAAAAGAAAAAAAAGAACAUAAAGCAUACUACGGCCAUUGCAUAAACUUUUUGGAUAACAUUAUCCCAUGAGCGCGCGACCUCAUCCUACUCCUCGCGCCGGCUUCUUCUCCACGGUCCUCCUCGUGACGAGCAUGCUCUCACGACCUUCCUCUCCCUCCUCACCCCUGUCGACCUCGCCGACCACCACCCCACCAUAGGCACACCCUAGCUCGUCGGAGUUCCAACGAAUCCUAGCACAUGUGGCGGCUGCCUUCUUCCCCUCCCCCUCUGGCCACGUGAGUUCCGGCAACGGCAUCCUCCCUCUGGCAUGGUGCCCCUGCGCCUCCUUGGCCCGCCACCGUCGCCGCUAGGACCUCUAAGCCGCCUAGCCUCCUCCCCCAUUGUUUGGGCGGCAAGUCUCUCUCGGUCGGACCCUUCUAAGCCCAUUGAAUUUGGAGAAGAAAGUAUGGUUGUCUGAACAGCCGCACCAUCGUCAUCUUCUUCGGUCUUUAACCUGGUGUCGACGGCCCCUCUCCUCAUCUCCUUUUAUUCCUGUUGGCGUACCAGCCUCCUUCCUCUUCCUCUCCGUCGGGGGCGUGGGCGCAGCCUAAGGUCAUGCGGCGCGUAAUAAACUCCCCCCACCCGCGGCUCAACACGGAUGCGGCGCGCGGUCCGCACCCCGCCGAUGGCUCGGGAUGGGGUGGCGCGGCUCUACGCGGCGCCCCGUCCGGCACAGCUGUCAUCCGGCUUGACUGGACUCGCAGUCGGAAUUCGACUCGCAGUCGGGGUCGAUACACUACCGGGACUCGCAAUCGGAAUUCGACUCGUAGUCGGAGUCGAUACACAAGUCUGAUGCGAUGAAUUGGUUAAUGCAGCAACACACAUCCCCAUUUUCUCGCGCAUCACCGUCACCGACGUCUUCCACCUGAUCUCCUCGCCUCGUCCCCUGUCUAGGGCACGCAACCCGCCGUCGCCCUGCUUUACUCGUGAUGGCUGCCAGCAUAGAGCCCGCCGCCGCCGUCCGCGACCACAGCGCCGCGGUAAAGACCGGCCUGAAGAGGAAGCGCAUCGCCGUCGGGAGCACGGAGCAGUACGAGCUCGAGGACACCUGCCGGCUCGGCGCGGGUGCCUUCGGCGCCGUCUUCAAGGCGCGCCACCGCGCCACGGGCCAGUCCGUCGCCAUGAAGCGCCACAGCACGGCUGACGGCGGCCACGCUACGCUGCUCCGGGAGGCGCGCUUCCUCGAGGACGCGUGCUGCGGCGGCGCUAACCCGUUCGUCGUCGGCUUCCACGGCGUCGUCCGCGACCCGGUGACCUGGGAGAUGUGCCUCGUCAUGGAGUGCGUGGCCACCAGCCUCCACGACCUCCUCUGCCAGCGCCCCCGCGGGAGCCCGCCGCUGCCCGAGGCCACCGUGUGCGCCGCCAUGUGGCAGCUACUUUCGGGCGCCAAGAAGAUGCACGACGCCCACAUCAUCCACCGCGACAUCAAGCCCCAGAACAUCCUUGUCGACGAGGGCCAGAACAUCGUCAAAAUCUGUGACUUUGGGCUCGCCAUGUCAACGGACGAGCGGCCCCCGUACGAGCCGGCCGGAACACUGUGGUACCAGGCGCCCGAGAUGCUGCUGGAGAAGCCCGACUACGACGCCAAGGUCGACGUCUGGUCGCUUGGCUGUGUCAUGGCGGAGCUCGUCAACAACGGCAGGCCUCUGUUCCAAGGAUCCCACGACGACGGACAGCUCUGCGCCAUCUUCGAUGUGCUCGGCGUGCCUGACGACAACACGUGGCCGUGGUUCUCGUCAACGCCAUUCGCUACCGAGGUGAUGCCGGAGCUGGACAUGCAGCGGUACAACCUCCUGCGCUAUCUGUUCCCGGAGACGAAGCUGUCCACCGAAGGAUUUGACGUGCUCAGUGGCCUGCUCACAUGCAAUCCCGACAAGAGGCUGACAGCAGCCGCCGCGCUCAAGCACCCAUGGUUCGCCAAGGUCGAGGGUCUGAAGCUACCAAAGAAAGAGAAGCUUGCGUCCAUAUUGCCCAACCGACGCAAACGACUGAGGUUGCGUGCUGUGUGCGUGUGAAGUAAAAAAAUCUCUUGGUAAUGCCAAUCCUCUUGGUCUCUAGCAGAAGACAAACCGAGCAAUGAAGUGAAAAAUCAAAACAUGGGAAUUCAGGAAGAAGAUGGAUAGGCUACUGAUGAAGUGGAACAAGAAUGACAGAGAGUGAUGCAUGGUAGAAUCUGGAUCAAGGAAAGUUGCAACAAGAAGGAGCCAACUUUAAAGAGUCUAUGUUAGACUUAUUGAUGUGUGCUUGCUAGUUAAAUGGAUUGAUAAACUGGAGAAAGUGGUUGAUGGUCUAUGCUGUUCGAUGCUGAGAAAGAAGUAUCUUGGGCAGAAAAGUAUUUUCCAGGUCAAGAAUAAGCAAGGUUCUCAGUUCUGGAGAUCACUUUUAGAGUUGAGAAUGUGGUACCAAAGAGGUAGAGUGGUGGAAAUCAAGAGGGGUCAACAGACCAGAUUCUGGCAUGAUUGUUGGCUGGGUGUAUGCCCUUUGAAAAUUCAGUAUCACAGACUCUUUCAGAUUACUGCUAAGCCUGACAUAGAGGUAGCUCAAGCAUUUGUUGAGGGACAAUGGAGAUUCAGUUUAGAAGGCAACUCAAUGGGUCACUCAAUGAAUAUUGGAACCAACUUCAGGAAAUGUUGCUGGAAAUUACUCUUUGAGAAGGGACUUGAAAGUUCCAGGAAAUACUCUACUAGUUCUCUGUACAAGUUCAUGGCAUCAGGGGGCGUGAAAGAUAAUCAGAUGAUGACAAUAUGGAAAUGCAAUAUUCCUUUAGAGGUCAAGAUUUUUGUUUGGAUGGCAGUUCAUGAUAGAAUUCAAUCCAGGUUCAGUUGAAGAAAAAGCAGUGGUCUGGUCUGGAGAAAUGCACCAUUUGUGAUACACUUGAAACCAGCGACCAUAUUUUGUUUCAAUGUCCCAUCGCUAUCUUCUGUUGGAUCUUUCUUAGGAACACUUUAGGAUGGUGAAGGUGCUCUUUGGACGAUUUGGAAGGCUCGAAAUGACAUGGUGUUCAACAAGAAGGUGCUGUUGUCUCCGAUGGCGAUCAUAUACAAGACCCUGAUGCUGAUCAAGACAUGGCACCCUCUCCUGAAGGCGAAGCUGUGACCCAUUGCGGAUGAAAUGAUCAACUUGAUUGCGGCUCUCACUGAAAAGUUGUCGACUCGAUGAGAUGUAAUCUGGGUGUGUCCUUAAGUGUGAAAGUCUGAGUUUUUUUUCUUUUGGUGAGGGAGAAAGUCGGUAGAUGUUAAGUUUCUCUCUUUUAUGAUGCCUAAACUGUAAAACUGGUAUCCCCAGUUCAGGAUCUUUGGUGUUCGAUACGCUUUCCAAUAA
Sorghum bicolor (sorghum) is the source of this 3471-nucleotide messenger RNA. Its product is annotated as putative cyclin-dependent kinase F-2. NCBI's taxonomy places the organism in Eukaryota, Viridiplantae, Streptophyta, Magnoliopsida, Poales, Poaceae. Gene Ontology annotation, biological process: regulation of mitotic cell cycle; protein phosphorylation. The coding region runs from base 1080 to 2165 and encodes 361 amino acids. Gene Ontology annotation, molecular function: cyclin-dependent protein serine/threonine kinase activity; ATP binding. The record is from RefSeq and is a predicted model, not a curated record. Gene Ontology annotation, cellular component: nucleus. The transcript has 2 exons.